AUGGGGAAGAAGACGAAAAGAGAUGAAAAACAGUACUGGCUGCUAAAAACUGAGCCAGGGGAAUGGUCAUGGAACGACCAAGCAUCCAACGGAGGUCUCUCCAAAUGGGACGGCGUCAAGAACCACCAAGCUCUCAAAAAUCUCAAAUCCGCACGGCUCCACGAUCUCUGCUUCUUCUACCAUUCCGGCACAAAAUCCCGCUGUAUAGUAGGGGUUGUCACCGUUGUCCGUGAAUGGUACGAAGACGACGACGCUGGUUGUGGCGCUGUAGACGUGAAGGCGGUGGGGGAGAUGAGGAACCCGGUGGAUCUGAAGGAGAUGAAGGGAGAACUGAAGAACAGUAAAGAAUUUGGGUUGUUUAGGCAGCCUAGAUUAUCCGUCGUUCCUGUGCCGGUGGAUGUUUGGGAGAAGAUUUGCGAAUUGGGUAAUGGGUAUGAAGGUGAUGGUGUUAUUGUAUCUGAUCAUGACGAAGUUGAUGAACAAGUUUAG
Lactuca saligna is the source of this 489-nucleotide messenger RNA. The record is from the annotation of a GenBank genome assembly. NCBI's taxonomy places the organism in Eukaryota, Viridiplantae, Streptophyta, Magnoliopsida, Asterales, Asteraceae.